Dromiciops gliroides (monito del monte) is the source of this 1599-nucleotide messenger RNA. RefSeq names its product putative methyltransferase DDB_G0268948. Bases 709 to 1536 code for a protein of 275 amino acids. Gene Ontology annotation, molecular function: S-adenosylmethionine-dependent methyltransferase activity. The record is from RefSeq and is a predicted model, not a curated record. NCBI's taxonomy places the organism in Eukaryota, Metazoa, Chordata, Mammalia, Microbiotheria, Microbiotheriidae. The transcript is spliced from 8 exons.
AUCGAGACACAAGCUCGCACUGGCUUUUCCAGCCGCUGGGCCACGUUGCUGACUCAUGCCAGCUUAAGGACAUUUUCCCAGGGUCACCCACCGUGCAGCUCGGACAAAUGAGAGUCAGGGGGUGACGGGUCACUCUGCUCAGGUCUUUUUCUUCCCCCGGCUGGACUCCAAGGGAUCGAUAGACCUUUGCCUCGGCCCGAGGGAAGGUGGCAGAGGGCCCGGCCCCCCAAUCAAAACCGCGUCCUCUCAGCAAACGCGAAAAGCCGGGCCCGGGGGCUGCAGGGCGAGGACCACGCGCAGCCCCGGACCGCUUCUCUGGACAGAAGGUGGGGCGGUUGCUCCCCAGCGCCCCCUGCGCCUCCCGCCCCCUUUCCCAGCUCCUCCCUACUGGGGCCGGUCAAAGACCGGACGGAUUGACGGACGUCGCAGCCAACCAGCUGCGAAGGCUGCGAAGGCUGCGAAGGCUGCGAAGGCUGCUCGGCGGACUGCCCGCCCUCCCGGGAGGGAUCGCCGGAGAUUCCUGGCCUGAGCAGCCGCUCCGCUCACCCGGACUCGGCAGCUGGAAGAGGUGGGACCCGAGCUCAGCCCUGCAGGGCCUGCGGCUCUCCUGGGUGGAGGGUAUGGAUCACUGACCUGCUCUGUCCUGACUCUCUCACCCUCUCAGCUCCAACUCACUGUGUGUCUUGAGCCUCAGGGACUCUCUCAGUCAUGUCUGCCCACCUGUUUGAGGGGAAGGACCAUGCGGCCAUUUACCAGAAACACAGGUUCCCUCCCCCCGAGGAGCUCCUCAACAUAAUUUUCUCCUAUUUGGAGGAGAAGAAAGCCAAACCCUACGACCUAGCGGUGGAUGUCGGCUGUGGAUCGGGUCAGAGCACUCAGGUCCUGCUCCCUCACUUUGCCCGGGUCCUGGGCACAGACAUCAGCGAAGCUCAGAUUCAACAGGCCAAGCAGACACACAGCUCCUCCAAAGUCUCUUACUGUGUCUGCCCGGCAGAAGCCCUCCCGGUGGAGGACGGCUCUGUGGACCUGCUCACUGCCUUCACCGCGGCGCACUGGUUUGACAUAGAGCCCUUCCUGAAAGAGCUAGCGCGAGUUCUGAAGCCACGGGGCUGCGUGAGCCUCAGCUCCUAUAGCCCCAACAUGAAGAUUCAUUAUGGCCACUGCUCUGAAGCUCUCACUGAGAUCUUCAGGGAGACUCAAGCUGUCCUUAAUAAGUAUGCAAAUGAAAAACUACAUGUCCUUCUCUCUCAAUACCAAGAGAUAUUUGAUCUUGUGCCUUUUCCAGACAAAAAAAGAAUUACUUUUCAGGGAAGUGAAAUUUCCUUUACAGUUGCCGGCCUGAUGGGAUUUCUACAGUCCUUUUCCAUGUUCCAGACUUUUAAGAGUGUCCAACCAGAGGCGGCUGAAGCCCUUCUGAACAAAACUCAGGCAAGAUUCUUGGAGACCAUGAAGGUGUCUUCUCUUGAAACCCCAUUAACAAUAUCACUUGAAUAUAUUUGUGUUCUGGCUUGCAAGACGGAGCAGGUGGCUCCUUAGUUUCCAUAGGAACAAAACUCCAAUUCCAGAUCCAAUAAAGAGGCAUAGAAUCCCAAGAAGGAA